AUGAAUUCCACUGUCGAUCCAAAAUUCCAGGAGGCUUUCUCUUUCAUUCAGAGCGAAUACCUGCCACAUCCUCUGGGGAAAUUUCUACGUUCCUUUAUUGCGAAUGCGUUGAACCCUGCUUCCGCCGCCACUCAUGUCCUCAGUCACUGUCGGCAGGGUCAACACAGUAAGGCUCAUCUUCUUGCCCUUAUUUCAGAUUGGACAUUUAUCGUAGAGUCAAUUACAAAAUACGGGACUACACCACCUGCCCCCGACAGCAGAACCCAAGCUCAAAUUAUAAGGAGAGAUGGAAACCGCUGCUGCAUUACAGGCAAGCCAGGGAGCUUGAAGGACCCCUUGGUAGUGAUGCCCGUUAUUCUCGCGCCAUCCCGCUGGCUUGAAGCCGAGCCGAGAGUCCAUGAAAUGCUUCGAGCUUUCUUCAGCCCCCUUACCUCGAUUGAUCCCAUCGAUAGCCACUGGCUUGUGUGCAGGUCAGCCGCCGAGGCUUACAGGAAUGGGCUGGUAAAGCUGCAUCGGCUGCAUCCAUCAAUGACCGAAUACAGAGUUGUUUGGUGUUUGAUUGGCACUGUAGGACCAAUGAUCGAUGUCGAUGGCCAAUAUCCCCUUCUUGGAGACCACUCACGCUCGGGGAUACGCAAGGUAGACGCACGUUUCAUCGGGACCCAAGGCCGCUUGGCCUCGAGCAUGCGAUGGCUGGAGGUCAAGAAGAAAAUCGUGGAUAACGAAACAGUGGUAGCUCAGGCAGGGAUACAACCUUUAGCUUCCAGACCAAGUUUCGUAUCCGCUGUAUUCCAGAUGUGCCGCACAAUCUUCUGGCAAGCUUGGCUCCUAGCCCCCCCAUUCAUUCGAUUAUCUACAUACAAAGUAUUGCGAAAGAUGGUUUCCCAUCUUUAUGGAAGCACAAGUUCCUUGGCAGUUAGCCGUCUGCCUUUCGGUCUUUACCUGAAGGCCACAAACGAAGGGGCUUCCAAUGAGUCCAAUGCGCUUGGGCUUGUUCACAAGUACACUUCCGCACCAGUACCUCUUGUGCUGGAUCUGGUAGCAGACUCGCGAAAUACGUAUCUCUUGACGACCGGUCUUCGCGGUGAGCCACUCUCCAGAGCAAUGGAUAUGCUCUCCGAUCGAGAUUGCCACGAUUUCAUCGACCAAAUGCAAAGCUACAUUUCCCAAAUCCGAGCAAUCCCCUCCGUUGAUACCAGGAACUACAUAUGCAAUACUCUGGGUGAAGCAUGUCGCGACCCAAGAAUUCGAGAUGGCAAUCCCAUUGGCCCUUUCGAGGACGAAGCUUCUUUCAGUCAAUAUCUUCGCCAUCCAGAUGACCCUGCCCGGAGAGGUCAUCAAAUUGUAUUUACCCAUGCUGAUUUGAAUCUGCGAAACAUCCUGGUGGACAAAGUCACAAAACCAGACGGGACAAGAGGUUGGGCGAUCUCGGGGAUCGUUGACUGGGAAAACAGUGGGUUUUAUCCAGAGUACUGGGACUGUACAAAGGCGCAGUUCGAGGGAUUCAGGUGGGAUGAACGCUGGACUAGAGCUUUGGUCGAAGUGUUCCGUCUAUUCGGAGGUUAUGCGAAGGAGAUUGAAGUUGAGAAGAGGAGUUGGAGUGAAGGCGAUGGCGCGUUUUGA
Fusarium fujikuroi IMI 58289 is the source of this 1623-nucleotide messenger RNA. RefSeq lists its product as uncharacterized. The coding region runs from base 1 to 1623 and encodes 540 amino acids. The transcript is spliced from 5 exons. Lineage: Eukaryota; Fungi; Ascomycota; Sordariomycetes; Hypocreales; Nectriaceae. The record is from RefSeq and is a predicted model, not a curated record.